This is a messenger RNA of Trichomycterus rosablanca, 1495 nucleotides long. RefSeq names its product NAD(P) transhydrogenase, mitochondrial. Gene Ontology annotation, biological process: NADPH regeneration. NCBI's taxonomy places the organism in Eukaryota, Metazoa, Chordata, Actinopteri, Siluriformes, Trichomycteridae. Gene Ontology annotation, molecular function: NADP binding. The record is from RefSeq and is a predicted model, not a curated record. Gene Ontology annotation, cellular component: mitochondrial inner membrane.
CUCCAUGACAUUAAAGUGAAACCAGGACAGGACAGUCAACACACACACACACACACACACACACACACACUGGGAGUAGAACAUGAGCACUGGAGCCUGAUCGAGGGCCGCUGUGUUUGACUUCUGACUCUUGGACUCGGGGACGGUGUGGAGUGUGUGAGGAGUGUGUGAGGAGUGUGUGAACCAUGACCAUCCUGUUGCGGUGUGUGUGUGGCGUCUCCAUCCGACGCUUAUACACCAUCCCAGUCCGCUGGAACCAACACGCUGCUAAAGGUGUGCGCUAUAAGGACCUGCUGGUGGGCGUUCCUAAGGAGACGGUGAAGAACGAGAGGCGGGUGGGCGUGUCCCCCGCGGGGGUGCAGGUUUUGGUGAAGCAGGGUUUCCGUGUGCAGGUGGAGGAGGGAGCCGGUCGAGAGGCCAAAUUCUCUGAUGAUCAGUACAGAGCGGCCGGAGCCUCCAUCACUGACACCAGGGGGGCGUUCGGACUGGACCUGGUGCUCAAGGUGCGGGCCCUGGGGUAUAACCACUCUCUGGAGCUGGUCAAUGAUCUCAAGGGAGCUGGGAGCAGAGAAAUGCUGGAUAUGACCCCAGGAACACCAUCCCCACCGGGCAUUUCUCUGCCUCCAAACACGGGCGUGACCCUGACCGCAGCUAUAGGGGGCGCUGACAUGCCGGUGGUGAUCACGGUGUUGAACAGUUACUCCGGCUGGGCUCUGUGUGCCGAGGGUUUCCUGCUGGAUAAUAACCUCAUGACCAUCAUGGGCGCUCUGAUUGGUUCGUCCGGCGCCAUCCUCUCUUACAUCAUGUGUGUGGCCAUGAAGCGCUCUUUACCCAACGUGAUCCUGGGUGGAUACGGAACCACGUCCACCGCCGGCGGGAAGCCCAUGGAGAUCGUGGGGACCCACACCGAGGUGAACGUGGACCAGGCCAUCGACAUGAUCAGAGAGGCCACCAGCAUCAUCAUCACACCGGGUUGGGGUCUCUGUGCAGCGAAGGCUCAGUAUCCCAUCGCCGACAUGGUGAAGAUGCUCAGAGAGCAGGGCAAGGCUGUCAGGUUUGGGAUUCACCCGGUGGCUGGGAGGAUGCCCGGGCAGCUGAACGUCCUGCUGGCAGAAGCUGGAGUCCCGUACGACGUGGUUCUGGAAAUGGACGAGAUCAACGAGGACUUUCCUGACACUGAUCUGACGCUGGUGAUCGGUGCCAACGACAGUGAGGAUCCGAACUCCAUCAUCGCCGGGAUGCCCGUCCUGGAGGUGUGGAGGUCCAAACAGGUGAUCGUGAUGAAGCGGACGCUGGGAGUGGGUUACGCCGCGGUGGACAACCCCGUCUUCUACAAGCCCAACACCGCCAUGCUGCUCGGAGACGCCAAGAAAACCUGCGACGCCCUGCAGGCCAAGAUCCGCCACGCCUCCGCCCAGAACUGAACCUCGCCCGGGGGGGUUCGCUCUCAGUAACGUGGUGAAUAAAACAUCCAUCAAUAAAAACACUAACCCUG